CGGGGGCGGGGGCGGCGUCGCCGCGGUGCUGUCCCCGCGAGGCCGCGGAGGGCGCCGUGGGCCGGCCGCCGCUCUGAGCAGCGCGUCCCAGGCGGCGUGCGGGCGUGCGGGCGCGGGGCGACGGCGGCCCCGCAGCGACAUGUGACCAUGGACCGCAGGACCAGGGAAAAUCCAGAAAGAACUUUUGACUUGGUGUUGAAAGUGAAGUGCCAUGCCUCUGAAAAUGAAGGUCCUGCGAUACUGUGGAAAUUCCCAGAGGACUUUGGAGACCAGGAAGUACUGCAGAGCGUGCCCAAGUUCUGUUUUCCCUUUGAUGUGGAAAGGGCAUCUCAGAAUCAAGUUGGACAGCACUUUACCUUCGUACUGACAGACAUUGAAAGUAAGCAGAGAUUUGGGUUCUGCAGACUCACAUCAGGAGGCAGAAUUUGUUUAUGUAUUCUUAGUUAUUUGCCGUGGUUUGAAGUGUACUAUAAGCUUCUCAACACUCUGGCCGAUUACUUGGCGAAGGAACUGGAAGAUGAUUUGAAUGAAACUCUCAAAUCACUCUAUAACCACCCAGUACCGAAGGCAAACACGCCUGUCAACUUGAGUGUGAACCAAGAGCUAUUUAUUGCCAGUGAGCAAGUUCUGAAAGAUCAACCCUCACUGAUGCUGCACUCCUGUUUCAUUGCCCCUGACAUAACUGGACUCCCGACGAUCCCGGAGAGUAGAAACCUGACAGAGUACUUCGUUGCCGUGGACGUGAACAACAUGCUGCGGUUGUACGCCAGCAUGUUGCACGAGAGGCGCAUCAUUAUUACCUCGAGCAAAUUAAGCACUUUAACCGCCUGUCUGCACGGCUCGGCCGCUCUGCUCUACCCGAUGUACUGGCAGCACAUAUACAUCCCCGUGCUUCCUCCACACCUGCUGGACUACUGCUGUGCCCCAAUGCCAUACCUGAUUGGAAUACACUCCAGUCUCAUAGAGAAAGUGAAAAAUAAAUCAUUGGAAGAUGUUGUUGUGUUAAAUGUUGACACAAACACUUUAGAAUCACCAUUUAAUGACUUGAGCAACCUACCCAGUGAUGUGGUCUCGGCCUUGAAAAAUAAGCUGAAGAAGCAGUCCACGGCUACAGGAGAUGGAGUGGCUCGGGCCUUUUUGAGGGCACAGGCGGCUUUGUUCGGAUCCUAUAGGGAUGCUCUGAGAUACAAGCCUGGUGAGCCCAUCACCUUCUGUGAGGAGAGCUUUGUGAGGCACCGCUCCAGUGUGAUGAGACAGUUCCUGGAGACUGCAGCUAACCUUCAGCUGUUUAAACAGUUUAUUGAUGGUCGACUGGCAAAGCUUAAUGCAGGAAGGGGUUUCUCUGAUAUAUUCGAAGAAGAGAUCACUUCGGGUGGCUUCUCUGGAGGGAGCCCGAGGUCGUAUCAACAGUGGGUGCAUACAGUCAAGAAAGGAGGUGCAUUGUUCAAUACAGCAGUGACCAAAGCCACCCCUGCUGUACGGACUGCCUACAAAUUCGCAAAGAGCCAGGCCAGACUGGGACUACGAGAGGUGAAGAGUAAGCUGAAACACAAGGACAAUGAGGAAGAUUAUGGGACCUGUUCUGGUUUGGUACAGUAUACACCAGUUUACACAUUACACAGUGAAAAGGGAGGAGACAGAGAGAAACAUAAUCUUUCCCAGGCACACUUGAGAAGGCCUCAUAAGAGCCUCGAUGGUACCCAGUUUGAUGAUGAUGAUGAUGACAUUGAACGAGCAAGCAAGGUGUCUUCUGAGGAUGGCGAGGAAACAUCUGCUUAUUUCUACGAGAGCGACGACUCCAUUGGAGCUCAAGUGAAGGCGCCUUAUUCAGGUGAGAUGGACUUGCUGGGGGAGAUCCUGGACACGCUGAGCACGCACAGCUCCGACCAAGGCAAGCUGGCAGCUGCAAAGAGCCUGGACUUCUUCAGAUCCAUGGAUGACAUCGAUUACAAACCUACGAACAAGUCCAAUGCUCCCAGUGAGAAUGACCUGGCCCUACUGUGUGCUUCUGGUGAUCAAGGAGAGUGGAAUCUCGGGCAGGACGACAGCGCCCUCCAUGGCAAGCACCUCCCUCCCUCCCCCAGGAAGAGAGUUUCCUCUGGUGGCUUCACAGAGUCUCUGUUUAUCCUGAAAGAGGAGAACAGUGAGAAACCCUGCUGUGCGGACAGUCUGUGUGACCCCGCUGUGGUGGAAAAGCCAGCUUCUACUCCAUGCUUGGGUUUCCAGCCAGCUUCCCCAGAGGAGUGUCAAAUGAGUGAAGGAGAAGCAGAGGUGAAGGAAACACUAAGUCAGGCCUCAGAGAGUCUGCUGCUGCCCAGCGUCGGGAGCCGCCAGUCCACUUUCGUUCCCUGGGAGAAAGGAGGGAAAGAGCCUGAGGAGCCUUCAGAAGGCGGUGGACUGCUCCAAGAAGUAGUGUCAUUGUGUCACAUGUCAUGUGACUUCCAACAAGGUUUAAACAUUUCAGAAGGAAAUAGAAGUGAAGACCAAACUUAAGGUACCAGUAAAGGGUCAGUCAUUGCCGCUUGUCUCUUGGCUUCUCCGGAGACAUGUGGAAUUAGUUCCCUGUGAUGCGUACAGUAAACAGAAUCACUCAUAGGAAUGAAAACUCUUACUACUGUUUAAUUGUUUUCCUUUGGAAUGUUCCCCAUCUGUUCAUCUCAUGGAGCAUAAAAUGAAUUCUACUGUGCUGUUAAAUCAGGUACUAAUUUGUAUAUAGCCUGAAAGUGUGUUUUGGACAUAAGCUUUCCCAGUAUUUGGUGCUUAAUGCCAUUCAUUUUAUUUAAACUAAGUGUGAGUAUGUAAUCCAUACAUAUAACCAGUAGUUACUGUACUAAUUUGGUUGAGCAUGAACUGAUCAAGAUGUCAAAACCGAUAAAAAGGAAAUAGCCUGAAACUGUUAAAACUUUUAACCCACUAAUUGCCUUAAUCUUCCAGUUAUGCUAAACAUACAGAUCACGUGUGCAGAUCUUGAAAGAGCAGUUAUCUUGUCUUUCAGAGCAAUAAUGCCUUUUUCUAUCGCAGAAUUAAGCUCACCAUUCUUUUCAAGUUUAAAUGCUCUCUAGUGGAACUAACUUGCUUUUUUAUAAAGACACCGCAGCCAUGUUUUCCGAACAAUGUAAAUGUGUAUUUUACCUUCCACUCAGUGAAACCCAUGAAGUGCUGAGUUACAAUGUGAAGUUGAAGUCUCUGUUUACAGAGAAGCCCCUCAGACAGUGCCCGGUCUCUGUGUGCUGUGCUGACUGUGGUCUGCCUCCAGAAAGCCAGGUGCCCUGCGGAGUCCAGAUAAGCAGUUGUCCCUGUUCUCCCAUCUGCGUCCCCAUGAAGAUGCCCAUAGCCUUAUCUGUGUUGGCUUUUUUAAAUAAUCAACUUUAUUUUUAAAAUGUUCUAGAUUUAUAGAAAUCAGCAAAGGUGGUACGAAGUUCCCAUCUCCCUGGACCCGGUCUCUGCUAUUGUUAGCAUCUUAGGUUAGUUUGCCACAGUGUUGGUGUUCUACAUGGUAGAGCUCUGGCUGUUCCCUGACGUCCCCUUUCUGUCCUACCCCCUCAGAGUUUGAGAUUACAUUAUCGUGUCUGCUGGGGCUCCUCUUCCUGCUGGCACUUAAUUGGUUGUUGUUGUUGUUUUUUUUUUUGGGGGGGGGGUUGAUGACCUUGAAAAUACCAGAAAUACUGGUCAGAUGUGUUGCCCAGUGGCCAGCUCCUAGAAUUCGUCUAUUUUUCUCAUUAUUACACUAGGAUUGUAGUUGGAAGAAGAGGCUCAGAGAAGUAAAGUGCCAUUUCCACAGUGUCUUACAGAGUGUGUGCUGCGAGCCUGUUCCUUGCAGUGCUGACUUUGAACACCUGCUGGGUUUCUGCACUGUAAACUUGUUCCCCCAGCACCUUCUGUUCUGUUGCAGGCAGGAGGAAGGGAGGAAGGGCGGGCACAAAGGAAUUAUUUAGGGCAGAAGAGUUGCCUUCCUCAUGGUUACUGCUUACCUUUGGAGCACAUCUGAAAACAUACUCAGAUUUCUCACACCAGACUGAUGGUAUGGGAUAGCUUGUUUGUACCCUCCCUGCCUGUGUUCUGUAUAGCCCCAAACAUGACGGUUGCUUUUCAAAGUUUGUCUGUUUUUAGAUUAAAAAAAAAAAAAAAAAAAAAAAAAAACUGUUGCAAAACCAGUUAACCU
Molecule: messenger RNA, 4162 nt
Organism: Microtus oregoni (creeping vole)
Lineage: Eukaryota; Metazoa; Chordata; Mammalia; Rodentia; Cricetidae
Gene: Dennd1b
Product: DENN domain containing 1B
Exons: 23
Coding region: 148-2493 (781 amino acids)
Biological process (GO): endocytic recycling; T cell receptor signaling pathway; endocytosis
Cellular component (GO): cytosol; intracellular membrane-bounded organelle; nuclear speck
Molecular function (GO): phosphatidylinositol phosphate binding; guanyl-nucleotide exchange factor activity
Source: RefSeq, a predicted model, not a curated record